AUGAAAGAAAUCGCUAUUCCAAAAAGGCAAAAGCUACCCGUCAGUCCGAUGGGUUCUCCAGAUUCGGUUAAAGAAGGAACUAAUUCCAGCUCAACAACUCUCUCCCUUGCCGGUGGCGGUGAUAAUGGUGAUGAUGUUGGUGGCAGGGAUGGAGCAGAAGCGUUUGGGGAUUGGGGUCAAAGGAAACAAGGAAUGGAUGAGUACUACCAGAAUAUGAUCAAAACUUACCCUGGAGAGUCUCUUCUUCUUACAAACUACGCUAAAUUCUUGAAAGAGGUACGAGGUGAUCUUGUGAAAGCUGAGGAGUACGAGAGAGCGGUUUUGGUGAAACCAGAUGACGGUAAAAUUUUAUCAAUGUAUGGAGAUUUGAUAUGGAGUAACCAUAAAGAUGGAGCUCGUGCUCAAUCUUUUUUUGAUCGAGCUAUGCAGGUCUCUCCUGACGAUUGCCAUGUCCUUGCAUCUUGUGCUCGAUAUCUAUGGACUGCUGAUAAAGGAAAGGAAGAACAACAAGAGGAAGGGAAAGAUAAGCAGAAGAAUGAACAUCAAAGCAAUGGUACUAAACCAUACAUAACCUUGCAACAUGCCCCAUUUUCCCCCCAUUUAGCAGCUGCUUCUUAUUAA
Molecule: messenger RNA, 621 nt
Organism: Durio zibethinus
Lineage: Eukaryota; Viridiplantae; Streptophyta; Magnoliopsida; Malvales; Malvaceae
Source: RefSeq, a predicted model, not a curated record